UGAGUCGGCGUUCGUGAACUCAACAAGUAGAAACAGAGCAAUGGAGGAGAAACUAUCAACUGUGGCGAAGAGUUUUACUUCAUCACCCAUUCAAGAACUCUCACAUCUUGCUCAACGAUGCAGCGCCAUCAACCUCGCAGAAGGCUUCCCAGAUUUCCCUGCACCUGCUCAUAUAAAAACCGCAGCCGUUUCGGCCAUUAAUUCCGAUUUCAACCAGUACAGGCACGUGCAAGGACUAUGUGACCACUUGGCAAUAAUGGCAAAGAAAAUGCAUGGUUUAGAUGUGAACCCUCUUACUGAUAUAGCCAUUUGCUGUGGCCAAACAGAGGCAUUUGCAGCAGCAGUGUUUGCAAUAAUUGAUCGAGGUGAUGAAGUUGUCCUUUUUGACCCUUCAUAUGAGACAUACGAAGGAUGUAUUACCAUGGCUGGAGGAAUCCCAGUAUUUGUGGCACUUGACCCUCCUCAUUGGACCUUAGAUCCAAACAAACUCCUGCAGUCUGUCACUAGGAGAACAAAGGCUAUAGUAUUGAACAGUCCUCAGAAUCCAACUGGAAAAGUUUUCAGCAAAGAUGAACUUGAAACUAUUGCUGGAGUAUGCCGCACAUGGAAUUGCCUAGCGAUAACAGAUGAAGUAUAUGAACACAUAACAUUUGAAAAUGAGAAGCACAUAUCCCUUGCCUCAUUUUCAGGAAUGCAAGAGCGGACUAUUAUUACAUCUUCCUUGUCUAAAACUUUUAGCGUCACAGGUUGGAGGGUUGGAUGGGCAAUUGCUCCAGCUUUCAUUGCCUCUGCAAUCAGAAACAUUCAUGUUAAAAUCACAGAUUCUGCUCCAGCACCUUUUCAGGAAGCUGCCUUGACUGCUUUGAGAAGCCCAUCCGAAUACUUUGAAUCAUUGAGAAGAGAUUAUGAAUCCAAAAGAGAUUACAUUGUCAAGUUGCUUGCUGGGAUUGGCUUUAAGAUUGAGUUUAAGCCUCAGGGUUCAAUCUUUUUGUUUGCAGAGAUUCCUGAAAGUUGCCUGCUCUCGGAUGUAGAAUAUGUUAAAGAACUGAUAAAGCAGGCAGGGGUGGUGGCCGUUCCAGGUCGUGGAUUUUUUCAUACAAAUUUAUCCAUGAAGAAAAUUUCUCAGGAAGAUUUUAGCUACCAGGAGAGAUACAUCAGAUUUGCUUUCUGUAAGAGUGACACUACUUUAGCUGCUGCUGCGCAAAAACUUGGUAAGCUUUCAGAUGCUACAGGGCGUCUCAAACUACAUCAUUCUGAUACAUAGGAUGCUUUUGGUGAUUUUGAUUGAGGCAAUAUAAACUUGGAUAAAUUUUAACAUCUUGUACUGGAUAUUGGUUUUCGGCAAAAGCAUCACCUAUUUGUUUUUCAA
This is a messenger RNA of Carya illinoinensis, 1369 nucleotides long. RefSeq names its product probable N-succinyldiaminopimelate aminotransferase DapC. The record is from RefSeq and is a predicted model, not a curated record. Lineage: Eukaryota; Viridiplantae; Streptophyta; Magnoliopsida; Fagales; Juglandaceae. Gene Ontology annotation, biological process: biosynthetic process. Gene Ontology annotation, molecular function: pyridoxal phosphate binding; L-kynurenine:2-oxoglutarate transaminase activity. The transcript has 9 exons. The coding region runs from base 41 to 1264 and encodes 407 amino acids. Gene Ontology annotation, cellular component: cytoplasm.